GUGAUGUUGAUGUCCGGCACAUUUUUUGUAGCAUAUUAAUGUUUCAAGCGUUAUUUGAUUUUAUUGUUCUCCGUGACUAGUUUUUAUAAGUUAAUCAAAAUGAAAGACUUUAAUUGUGAUGAAUUUAUGGCUGAUGCUGAUUUACAGCGAUUUGUAGAAAAAAAUAAUGAAGCACUGAUGGAGCUGCAAUCAAAGAGGGCUGUGAUUAAGGAGAUGAAAAUCGAAAGUCAAACGCUAGUAAACAAGAAUAUGGAAUUACAUCAGGAACUUGAGAAAAUGGGUCAUGAGAAGCAAUUUCUUGAGCAGCAAUUGGAUGAAAUGAAAUCGAUAUCAAGACAACGUGAAGACGAAUGGUCCACGUUCAGAGAUAGCUGGGCACAAAAUAGUAUGAAACUGGAAAUAGCUAUCAAAACAUCGGAUGCUUACAAAUGUCAAGCUUCAGCUCAACAAUCGAAUAUGUAUGCUAGAAAAGGUGCAGGAAGAGGUUAGUUGCACUUCAAAAACUGCAAUAGAAAUUGCUGAAAAGACAGACGAAUUUAGAAAGCAUUAUAAAAUGCUAUUAGAAAAGUCAAAUGAAGAAAAAGAACGAGCUAAUAAAGAAGUUAGCCAAUUAUCAAUGGAACUUGCAAAGCUGACACUGCCAGUUAAUAGUGAAUAUAUGAUCAUCGAUUCAGUCGACGAGAAUGCUCUGUUAUCAUUCAGUACUGAAAAGUUUAAAUCUCAACUAACUGAGAAGUUUGACGCGCGCUUUGAUACCAUUGAUAAUGAAAUAAGUGUGUAUGAAAAUAUAAAAGCUCUUCGAGAUUCUGAAAAAGAUGCUCAAGAAAAAAUCAAGAGGCUUGAACUGAUAUCUAAGCAAACUGAGGAGAAAUUGAAAUGUAUUGAAAGUGAAAGAAAAAAGGAGUUAGUGGACAAGGAGUGCCAGAUUGAUUACGAUUUCAAAGAGGAGACGCCAGUUGAGAUGGUCGACUCAGAUGCGGCGGACGCGGAUAUCAAAUCUGAAGAUAAUUAAGCCAUGUGGGAUGUGGAUGACGCUUUACAGAAGACUCCACUGCUUGCCAAACAUGUUUAAAAAUAGCAACUGAGUGGACGUUCCUUUCUAUUACCGUUGCUCUACUUCUUUGUGCAAUAGAUAUUAAGUCCUUCUGCUUCGAUUCUCCAACAUUGAUAAUCAUCCUAAAAAUGGAAGCCAAACGAGCAGAGAAACGUGAAGAUCAGGAUGCCAGUUUCCCAGAAUACACACAAGUCAAAGCGAGGCUAUUACAAAUACAGGAUUACAUUGUUCAGACGACCGGAGUCAUGGAACAACUGAAAGCAGCGGGAACACCGCAACACAUGGAGAAAUGGUUGAAGCUAGCUGAUAUGCUGGAAGGCUUGAGAGACAGUGAAGUCAAACUUACAGCCAUUCUUAAAACAUUGGAUCAAUUCGAGGACGAUAAGAAACCUGAUGCUGCAAUGGAACAAGCUGAACAAGUGAAUACUGUUAAGGAAACUCAACCGGAUCAAGCUCAGCCUGUCAGCAGUGGAGAUAGCAGAAGCUGUCUGAAUGAAAUAUCCAAGUUACAAACUAGAUUGAGAGAGCUUCAGCUAAAGAAGGCACAAAUGGAUCAAAUUGUUGAUCAGUUUUCUUCGCUGGAAAAAAGUAUAGAUCGUGAUGAAGAGCAGAGUAAUGAUGAUUCAAUGGAUGGAGAGAAGAGCGCCGCUCGGGUAGAAGGCAAAAUGGCUGAGCUUGCACUCCUUAAAACACAGUUGGGUCAAAUGCAGUCACUGAUUUGCGGACUAGGACAGAACAGUUCUCAAUCAAUCAACAUAGAAGAAGAAAAAGAAGAAGAAUCAAGUCCUGAAGGAAACUUGAACCAAGAACAAUCAAAUGGAUAUGCUGAUGACGAAUCACUGCAAAGGUUGAAAUUGAAGUCAAUGGCGUUAUCAGAUGCGAAAGCUAAGCUUUCACGAAUGAAACAGCUACUAACGCUAGUGGAAGACAUACGAAGCUUAGGAAAGCCAGUGCCUACAAGAGUACUAGCUCUCCUCAACUCCGAUGAAGGUCCACUCAAUAACUCAGAGGCAUCAUUUAUGGAUAUGUCAGAUCAAAGUCUUCAAGAAAUCUGUAAUGAGCUAGCAGCUACUGUUGACUGUGAAAAACAGGGCCAGAAAAAUAAGGUUUCAGCGGUUGAUGAUUCAAGCCCCAAGAGGCAUAAAUCUGGCGAAGAAUGAUGAAUAAAAACUGUGAUAUAUAACUUAAUGAAUAAAACCUGUAUAUUCCUGUAAA
Messenger RNA from Nilaparvata lugens (brown planthopper), 2269 nucleotides. RefSeq names its product chromosome partition protein Smc. NCBI's taxonomy places the organism in Eukaryota, Metazoa, Arthropoda, Insecta, Hemiptera, Delphacidae. The coding region runs from base 1183 to 2214 and encodes 343 amino acids. The transcript is spliced from 16 exons. The record is from RefSeq and is a predicted model, not a curated record.